Messenger RNA from Lodderomyces beijingensis, 3249 nucleotides. NCBI's taxonomy places the organism in Eukaryota, Fungi, Ascomycota, Pichiomycetes, Serinales, Debaryomycetaceae. The record is from the annotation of a GenBank genome assembly.
AUGGAGUUCUUUUCUGCAACGGACUUGCACUCACAUUUUAAGCAGCCAAUAUCGGGUCUCCACAGGACAGCCAAGUAUAUCCAGCUCGGUAAUGGGUUGAAAACAUUGUUGAUAUCGGAUACUCACAGCUCGACCACAGCCGCAUCAAUAUGUGUCAACUCAGGCUCGCAUAAUGAUCCAGACUAUCUACCUGGGUUAGCACAUUUUUGCGAACACAUGGUGUUUAUGGGUUCGGAAGAGUUUCCUGAUCCAAGUGAAUUCAUGUCAAAGAUUUCCAUGAUGGGAGGCUCGUCCAAUGCCUACACCAUGGGGGAUGAGACGUGUUUCCAUUUUGAAGUGCCCUUGAACAACAGCUCGGUGAAUGGGGAACUUGGCCUCAUCCACUUGGUCAAGAUCUUUAGCUCCUUUUUCAAACAGCCCUUGUUCAGUGAACGGUACAUGAAGAUGGAGGUCAACAGUGUUGAUGAUGAACACCUGGGAAAUGUCACCAAUGAUGCAAAAAUUAUGUACUAUGGGAUGAAGUUGUUGAGUGACGCAAGACACCCGUUUAGAAGAUUUGCUACUGGCACUAAAGACACGUUGAAACAUAAAAAUGUGAGAUCGGAAAUGAUUAAAUAUUUCGACGAGUAUUUUGUUGCCGGGAAUAUGGUCUUGGUGUUGAAGAGCUCGCUCUCUGUGAACCAGUUGCAGAAAUUGGCCAUUGCUCAUUUUGGCAGCAUUCCAAGCCAGAGGAAGCAAAAACGGCGAUCUUUAACAAGAGCCAAGCAAAAAAGUAAACAUUUGAGUAGUGGAUCAGGAGUUGAACGAAGCUCUGGUUCCAGCUACUCAAGCUCAUCGCUGCUUUGCAUGGGUCAUGCACACGGUCAUGUACAUGGUUGUGGUCAUGGUGAAGUGUUUUCCCGCGAGUAUCGUAACCAAGUGUUAUGGAUAUGGUCUAAGCAGAAAGAUAAACGCAGCUUGAGGUUGAUGUUUCCAAUUUUUCUGCACCAGUUUGAUACCUUUUACGAAAACGUUUGGUGUUCCAUGUUGGGCGAUGAGUCUACUGAUUCCCUAUGCCGACAUCUACGAGACGAGUUAAACAUGAUUGAGUCAAUAUAUGUCUUUACCCAAUUCAUAUCCCAAAAUAACAAAGUGUUGUUGAUUGAUGUCGAAUACAAGAAGCAGGCGAAUUUAAACUCUACAAUCUGGGCUAUAUCCAAUUAUAUUGAUCAAAUGUUGAACCAAAGCGAGACUCAAAUUGAGGCAAUGUUGCAGGAAUAUUCCCGUUUAUUCAAAUUCCAGGCUUAUUUUGGCCUCGAUGGGGAGAGUGAAAGUGGAGGCAAUGGAGGCCAGGGUGGAAGUAGUGGAGGCGGCUUAACAGGAGACAAAGUCUCGGAUCUCGCGCUUUGUUUACAACGAAGAGAUUGCGAUUGCAAUUGCGAUUGCAACGUUGACGAUUUGUUCAUUGGUGACUCGUUCAAGUACCAGCAAAAUAGCGUGCGACAUUUCUUGCUGAGGUCGAGGCAAGUUUUCAAUUUGGAAAAUCUAAAUGCCGUUGUUUUGGCGAAUGAACCACCCAACACUAUAGCUACAGUAUACUCUGGAGCAAGCCAAUUUACAGUUGACCCUUACUACAAUUUUGAGUAUGUGGUUCUAAGGUUCAAAGUGGUGCCCACUAAUCAAACUUGCCCCAGCUUUCUGUUCAACCGGCGCAACGCGUACAUUUCCUACUCUCAUGACGAGUUGGAUGAGCAAAUCAACCAAUCAGCAACAACAACUACAGCAUUGACUAAGCCGUAUCAAAACACCGCUGAUGACAAUAUUGUUGAUGGUAAGAUCCCCAAAUUACUAGACUAUUCAAGAUAUCACGAAAUAUGGCACAAGCAAGCGGAAUCGCGGUACAUUACUCUAUCAUUUCUGAUCUCAUUAACCAAGCAGCCAAAUACGGUCAGUGCUGCCGUUGCAACAGAAAUAAUUGCAGAUUACGUGGGCCACAUUUUGAAAACAGAAUUUUACCAUGCGGAGCUGGCGUUGUUUUCGUGGGCCGUGUUUGCCAACUAUAUCGUUCAACCUUCGUUGAGUUUUGAAAUCAGGGGACUCAAGCUGGGACUGGGGCUGGAGCUGGAACUGGGGUUCAAAAAAUUUGUAGGGGACAUGAUACUGCGGGUAAAGAUGUUGUUGCGUGAAUACAAUCCAGACUAUCGAGAGUUUUCCAGGCAGAAACUAAAAGUGCGAAACUACUACGACUUGCUUCAGACUGGUGAUGUGAUUAAAAAAGUCAUUGCUGGCUCAAUGAUGUAUUUGGAAGAAAAUGUCACCAGUAUCGAAGACCGUCUUCAAGAGUUGGAGUUUUUAACCAAGGACAACGUGAAGCAAAUAUGCGGGGAAUUUAUUGAUGGAUGCAAGAGAAACUAUGUUUUCAUCUCGGGACCGUCUGCUGCGGCGGCGAUGAAACUAAGCCAGGUGAUAAACAGCUUGACUUCCCAUCAGCGAAUUUACAUGCAGCGCCAUGAACUUGAAUCUCCCACGAGUGCCACUUUACCCACGGGAAGGAGUGAUAUCGUCAAAAGUAACAACAAUCUAGAUGAUAAUGACAUAGUUUACUAUUACGUACAAAUGUGCAAACAACGAUCAAACAAGUACAAUUUGUCGGUGGUUCAGUUUCUAUGCCAUCUUUUGAACCAAAUUGCUCCGCCUUAUUUGCGAACACAGAGACAAAUCGGGUACAUGGUUCUCAGCGGGAUGAGAGUCAAUAAGCAGACAUUGGGCAUUUAUAUCCUUGUCGGCAGCAAUUCCUACUCCCACACUCGAAUCAAGCUUGAAAUUGAAAACAUGUUGCUAGCGUGGGAGACAAAAUUGCUCAAUCUUAGCGAGCAAGAAUUCCAGAACCACGUUACGCAUUACCUCAAGAGCCGUGAGAAAAGCCACGAGGAAGAGCUGAUUCCACUGAAUAUCCAUCUUGGCGUCGACCCAAGUCAACUGAGUGAUAAUCGCGCUGAGAAUAUGAAACAUUUACGUGAUUGGGAAUGCAUCCUCACGAAAAACCAUGACGAUUUCGAGCGCUCGUGCAAGCAUGAAUUGGACUAUUUGAAAGAGUGGGGCUUGGAUCUGGUGCGGGCGUUUUUCAAGCGGCACGUCUCGGUGAAUUCCAAAUCGCGUGUUGCGCUCACUGUGUCCGUUACUUCUAAUUUAGAAAGUCGAGAGCGGAAAGGUGAGAGUGUGACUCAUACUCAUAUCGGCAACUUGCUCAAAGGGUUGCGACUCCACUGA